AAGGAUGUGAACUGUCCACAGACACUCAGCUGUCCUGCCUGGGACUCACUGGAGUGGGAGUACCAGUACUAUCUAUAUUACCAUUCCUUUCAGCAUGCCACAGGAAUACUAUUCCUCCUUGCUGCAGACUUUCAAUCAAGUGGAUGCCUCAACUUUAAGUACUCAUUUAGUACCCAAAAUCUGCCUCAAAUUUAAAUAUGGACAUGGACUUAAUACUGGGGGCAAUCUGCAGUCAUAGACAACAUGGAUUUAUGAAAUGGAACUUUACAUCUGUGGGGAAAAUGUGCUGUGGACCUGUUGCCACUGCAAGCUUGCACUUUGCUUAUACUUGUUUCUACAGCUUUACUUAAAGUUUGUACACCAGUACAGUAGAAAUGAAGACAUGCCAUAGAUGUGUCAAUAUCAUUGACAGCCAUGGAGGCAAGACUGUCUCAAUAUCAUAUACACAGCCAGGUAUGGUCCACCGGCAAUAAGACCUACACCCCAGAGAACAGGACCAUGGAUUAUUACUACUACAACCACUCCUGGCCCGAAGAUCCAGGGUAUCUUUUCCCAGUGCCAGUCCUCACAGGGAUAACUGUUACCUGUGUAUUCCUGUUCAUCAUCGGGAUAUUUGGGAAUAUCAUGACUAUGUUGGUGGUGUACAAGUACAAAGAUAUGAGGACUACAACCAAUCUCUAUCUGUCUAGUAUGGCUUUUUCAGACCUGCUCAUCUUUGUGUGCAUGCCACUUGACCUGUACAGACUAUGGCAGUACCGACCCUGGAAUUUUGGGAGCCUCUUGUGUAAGCUCUUCCAAUUUAUCAGUGAAAGUUGCACUUACUCCACAAUCCUCAAUAUCACUGCCCUUAGUGUGGAGAGAUAUUUUGCCAUCUGUUUUCCUCUGAAGGCCAAGGUGGUAAUCACCAAGGGCAGAGUAAGGCUGGUAAUCUUUGUGCUCUGGGCAGUGUCUUUUGUCAGUGCCGGACCCAUCUUUGUUUUGGUUGGGGUUGAACAUGAGAAUGGUACCAAUCCCUUUGAGACAAAUGAAUGUAAAGCUACAGAGUAUGCUGUGAAGUCUGGUCUACUUACUAUCAUGGUCUGGACAUCCAGUGUCUUCUUCUUCUUACCAGUCUUCUGCCUCACUGUUCUCUACAGUCUUAUUGGAAGAAAACUGUGGAGGAGGAAGCGGGACACUAUAGGACCAUGUGCCUCCCACAGGGACAAGAAUAACAGGCAGACUGUAAAAAUGCUAGCUGUCGUGGUAUUUGCCUUCAUCCUGUGUUGGUUGCCCUUCCACGUGGCUCGCUACUUGUUUUCCAAGUCUUUUGAAGCCGGAUCCUUGGAAAUUGCUCUGAUAAGUCAAUACUGUAACUUGGUUUCCUUUGUGCUUUUCUACCUGAGUGCUGCCAUCAACCCAAUUUUAUAUAACAUUAUGUCAAAAAAAUACCGCGUGGCUGCUUGCAGACUAUUCAAACUAAAGAAGAUCUCCCGUAAAGCACCUUACACCACAAAUGAUGAGAGUUCUCCUGCCUGGACAGAGUCUAAUGUCAGCACAUGACAAAGAAUACUUGGGCUACGUGGACAACACUGAAGUCAUAAUAUGCCAACAAACACAUUGUAGGAGCCACGUAAUGCAUUGUGUAUUUAUUGUUUGCACAUAAUGGAACCAAGAAUUAUCUCAGGUUGCUGUUGGUAUGUGAUGGUAAUUGAGACUGAUCUAAUGUACCCAUUGAACCCCAUUAUGACCAUACUCUAGAGUAGUUAUUUUUUCUUCUCAACAAAAUAUUAUUUUUUGUAUUGGUUUCUCAUAGGAGUGCUUAAAAAAACUAAGUUUCCCUGAUGACGUUUUGGUACAUUUGCAGAGUGUUUAAUAAGCUAUAACUUACUUGUGCUGCUAUGAACUGUCUGUAACGCAUUGUACUGUUUCAUGCUGUGGUUUAAAUGUCCAGAGACUAGAUGUCUAAUUUUUCAUUACAGUAUAGACUUUUGAUGUAGUGUGGCAAGAGAGAGGAAAAUAAAGACUCUAAAACAAUA
Molecule: messenger RNA, 2015 nt
Organism: Rana temporaria (common frog)
Lineage: Eukaryota; Metazoa; Chordata; Amphibia; Anura; Ranidae
Gene: GHSR
Product: growth hormone secretagogue receptor
Exons: 2
Coding region: 415-1539 (374 amino acids)
Biological process (GO): hormone-mediated signaling pathway; G protein-coupled receptor signaling pathway
Cellular component (GO): plasma membrane
Molecular function (GO): growth hormone secretagogue receptor activity
Source: RefSeq, a predicted model, not a curated record